Molecule: messenger RNA, 1967 nt
Organism: Ceratina calcarata
Lineage: Eukaryota; Metazoa; Arthropoda; Insecta; Hymenoptera; Apidae
Product: lethal (2) k01209
Exons: 10
Coding region: 189-1856 (555 amino acids)
Molecular function (GO): kinase activity; ATP binding
Source: RefSeq, a predicted model, not a curated record
GUGGCAAGAGGCUGAGAGGGGAACAAAUUGCUGGCACCAGCUUUUGUCUUUGUCUUGUCGGCACUGGUCAGAUUGGUCAGAGUCAGCUGCUGUACGGCGAUCGGCUGUGACCGCUGUGACGUAUCGCGGAAGGAAGAGCAAUACCCGCGUGGGAUUCACGUCGUGUGUCUUUACACGUGAUUCGAAAUAUGGCAGCUAAAAUACAACAUUUCGAUCCACCGAGCUCUGCGAGCUCUGAAAGCGACGGUGAAGUUUGUUUGGACGAGAGGGAAAUGUUCCUUGUCGACGAGCUCUGCGAAGAUGCGGAGCCGUACAGACGUUCCGAUAUAGGUACACCUACGCCGCAAUCUCCAAGACCGCCUUCCACAGGUUCUCAGAGAUCACCAAAAUCAAGGAGGCAGCGUACUACUAGCUUAUCCCAAUCCAGUAAAAAGACUUCAGCAGAAUCUAUCCUUAGAAGUAAGACUCGAACAAUAUAUACAGCUGGUAGACCUCCGUGGUAUAAUUCAGCUGGACAGCAAGUAGAACCUUUUGUAAUUGGUAUUUGUGGGGGUAGUGCCUCUGGAAAGACUACAGUUGCCACAAAAAUUAUAGAAUCUCUUGAUGUUCCCUGGGUAACGUUACUUAGUAUGGACUCCUUUUACAAAGUGCUGAACGAGAAACAGCACGACAUGGCAGCUCGUAAUGAGUACAAUUUCGAUCAUCCUGAUGCAUUCGAUUUUGAAUUACUGAAAACGACGCUACAGCGUUUAAAGGAGGGUAGAAUGGUGGAAGUUCCUAUUUACAAUUUUGUAACUCACAGUAGAGAAAGUAGAACUAAAACAAUGUACGGUGCCAAUGUAAUUAUAUUUGAGGGAAUAUUGACAUUCUACAAUGUCGACGUUUUGAAGAUGUGCGAUAUGAAGGUGUUUGUCGAUACCGACGCUGAUGUAAGACUCGCUCGGAGACUGCGUAGAGACAUAUCGCAAAGAGGGAGAGAUUUGGAAGGUGUACUCAAGCAAUAUAGUACCAUGGUGCAACCUGCCUUUUAUUAUUACAUAGCUCCGUUCAUGGUUCACGCAGAUAUAAUCGUGCCACGUGGCGGAGAAAACGAAGUCGCGAUAGAACUUAUUGUACAGCACGUGCAUACUCAGCUCCAGUUGAGGGGUUUUAAACUCCGAGAAAAAUUAGCCCAUUCGUAUAUUGGGCAACCGUUGCCAUCUUCUCUUUACCUACUUCCGGAUACACCACAGAUCAAAGGUCUACAUACAUUUAUAAGGAACAAGGAAACAUACAGAGAUGAAUUUAUAUUUUACUCGAAACGCUUGAUACGUUUAGUCAUCGAGUACGCUCUUUCCCUUUUACCUUUCGAGGACGUCACAGUAGAGACACCUCAAGGAGUGUUAUACAACGGGAAACGUGCGGCUACGGAUAAAAUAUGCGGCGUUUCUAUUUUACGUGCUGGCGAAACUAUGGAGCAAGCUGUCAGGGACGUGUGUAAAGACAUACGAAUAGGGAAAAUACUCAUACAAACGAAUCAACAGACCGGAGAGCCGGAACUGUACUAUCUCCGAUUACCGAAGGAUAUCAAAGACUACAAAGUAAUAUUGAUGGACGCGACAGUGGCAACGGGUGCUGCCGCUAUCAUGGCUAUCAGAGUUUUAUUGGACCACGACGUUGCCGAGGAGAAUGUAUUACUCGCUUCUCUGUUAAUGGCAGAAUCCGGUGUACACUCGAUCGCGUAUGCGUUCCCGCGGGUGAAGAUCGUGACGUCUGCCUUGGACCCUGUGAUAAACGAGAAGUUCUAUGUGUUACCUGGGAUCGGAAACUUCGGUGACCGAUACUUCGGGACCGAGCCAUCCACCAUAGAGGAUUAAUGUAGUUUUAAACGAUUUCCGUUUUGAGUCAUGCAACUAUAUAAUCUGUUAUAACGCGAGUACAGUAAUCUUAUGUAUCUUUAAUAAAAUUUGUGUUACGCUCAUGAAAAA